Molecule: messenger RNA, 2418 nt
Organism: Brassica rapa (field mustard)
Lineage: Eukaryota; Viridiplantae; Streptophyta; Magnoliopsida; Brassicales; Brassicaceae
Product: metacaspase-7
Biological process (GO): proteolysis
Cellular component (GO): cytoplasm
Molecular function (GO): cysteine-type endopeptidase activity
Source: RefSeq, a predicted model, not a curated record
AGUUGCAAUUUUUUAUUUUAUAUAGAUCUCCACGUUGUGAGAACCAAUAGUAAGAAGUUAAAGCUUAGUGUUUUUUUUUAUUUGUUUACCAACAAAAAAAAAGCCCACUGAAUUAUUAUUUUUUAAGCUACUGAAUUUAUUAUGUAAACAAAUUACUGAUAUUUUGAUUAAAGAAAACAAUUUACUGAUAUUUUGAUUAACAAAUUAAACUCCCAAUAUAAUGUAGCUAGGGGAUAUCCUUUUUGGCUUAAGAAUACUUGGACAAUGAUAUGGUUCCUGUCUGAUUAGUGGUUUUCAGCUAACUUUGUCCAUUUUUGCUACUCACCUGUUUGAGUCACUUUUGGGUGCAUCUCUGUAUAUUCUAAAACUUGUUUCUCUGUUUAUAAAAUAUAGUUGUCAAAAAAAAGAGUACAAACUCCCAAUAUGAAGAGGGAAUUAUGAUUCAUGAAGUCCAAUAACAACACCCAAUAAUGUCGAUGCUACUCCCUCUGUUUCUUAUAGAUUUUUUUUUUUUUUAAAUGUUUCAAAAAUAUACAUUUUUUACAUUUUCAAGAUUUUAAUUAAUAAAAAAUUGUACUUUUCAAAAAAUACAAUUGUGUUUAAUAAAAUUUCAUUAGUUAAAAGUUAUUGGGAAUAAUUAAUUAAGAAAAACAAUGUAUUGGAAAAUAUAAUUUUAAAUGUUUUUUUAAUAAGUGUGAAAAAACUAUAACAUGAAUCUUUUAGGAACGGAGAGAGUAUAUUUUAAGGACAAUCUUUAAUUCUUAACCUUAAAAUCUAUGAAAAUUAAUGUUAAAAGAAAAAUCUAUGGAAAGUUAAUGUUAAAGAAAAAAAGGAAAAUUCAUGUUCAAAAUUUAUGUUGAAAAUCAUUAGAGCUCGUGACUUUUAAUACCGGGUCCCUUGGCUAAUACGGAGGACUAUUAUUUUCCAAAUAGUUCAACCCACGUGAAAAAGACUUGCAAUUGAAUAAACAAACAUGUAGUCCACUAAACAACACCCAACAACGAAUAUUUUAACGAUAAUCUUUGAUCUCCAGAUCAUUAGAUCUAGUCAAAAGUUUUCUUCCUUGCAAAGAACUUUGAAGGUUAUUACAAAACAAUGGCGAAGAAAGCUGUGUUGAUCGGGAUCAACUACCCAGGGACUAAGAUAGAGCUAAACGGCUGCGUCAACGACGUUCACCGGAUGCACAAGUGCCUCGUUGACCGGUACGGGUUCUCCGAGAAAGACAUCACGGUGCUGAUCGACACCGACGAUUCUUACACGCAACCCACAGGCAAAAACAUCCGUAAUGCCUUGUCUAAACUCAUAACGCCAGCUAAGCCCGGUGAUGUUCUGUUCGUGCAUUAUAGUGGACACGGUACGAGGGUCCCACUGGAAGAAGGGGAAGAGGAUGACACGGGGUUUGAUGAAUGUAUUGUUCCUUGCGACAUGAAUCCAAUCCCUGAUGAUGAUUUCAGGGAUUUAGUGGACCAAGUUCCAUCGGGAUGUAAGCUUACGUUCGUAUCAGAUUCUUGUCACAGUGGUGGACUCAUCGAUGGAGCCAAGGAACAUAUCGGAGAGAGCACCAAUAAGAACCGAAACCAAGAACACAAAGUUCAAUUUCUCGAACUCGAGAUAUGGAACUUCUUUUAUAGCGUGUUGAUGAAGUUUCUUGCGCUUUGUGGGAUCUGGAGAUCUCAGGAAGAACAAGACAAGAUUGAGAUCACAGCGAGAUACGAAGUUGGCAAAUCAAGGUAUCUGCCAAUGGAGAGCUUCAUCAACGUUCUCAAAGAGAAAACUGGCAAAGACAACAUCGAGAUUGGGAAAAUAAGACCGACCCUUUUCGAUGUGUUCGGUGAAGAUGCGAGUCCCAAGGUGAAGAAGUUCAUAAAAGCGAUGCUCACCAAGCUAGAUCAAAGUGGUUUAGUUGAGAGUGGUCGUGAGAUCUAUAGAGGAGGAUCAAGCAAGGGGUUGGUUUCAGACAGAGGGAUACUGUUGAGUGGGUGUCAAACGGAUGAGACAUCAGCAGAUGUGAAGAAGAGUGGAGAAGCUUAUGGAGCUUUUAGUAACGCGAUUCAGAUGGUUUUGUCGGAAGGUGGUGGGGAGAAAGAUAAGAUCACUAACAGGGAAUUGGUUUUGAGAGCAAGAGAGAUGCUGAAAGAACAAGGGUUUACUCAGAGACCAGGAUUGUAUUGUAAUGACCGUUUUGUGGAUGCUCCGUUUAUAUGCUAACUAUUGUUUUCAUUCAAAACUGUUUUUGCUACUGAUGGUUGUGAAAGUUUUUGUUCGAUAUGGUGUGAACACAGAGAAUAUAUUGGCCACAAAGUCAUUUUCUUUUUUUGUAACUUAUCAAAGUCAUUUUCCUAGGUAUUGGUUCACUCAUGUGGGGGCAGUUAACAAUAGUGGUUCACAAACAGCAGAAGAAGAUAGAGUAAUUAGUGC